Messenger RNA from Chelmon rostratus (copperband butterflyfish), 948 nucleotides. Its product is annotated as immunoglobulin lambda-1 light chain-like. The record is from RefSeq and is a predicted model, not a curated record. The transcript has 4 exons. Bases 18 to 743 code for a protein of 241 amino acids. Gene Ontology annotation, biological process: response to bacterium. Lineage: Eukaryota; Metazoa; Chordata; Actinopteri; Chaetodontiformes; Chaetodontidae.
CACCACACACUGACAACAUGCUGGGGACCCUCUGCACUCUCAUCACUGCUCUAACAUAUGUUGAUGCAGUGAUAGUGCUGACCCAGACGCCUGCUGUCCACACAGUUUCUGCAGGACAAGAGGUUGUUCUCCACUGCAACAUUCAGAGAUAUGACGAAUCUGCUGUUGGAUGGUACAAACAGGUUCCUGGUGAAGCUCCUCAGUAUGUUGUGAGCUUUCACUAUGAGGACGAUUCACUCGAGUUUGGAACAGGAUUCUCCUCAGACAGAUUCAACUCUAAAUCCACAUCAAACAUAGAUUACCAGUUCAUCAUUAAGAGGGCAGAGGCAGGAGACUCUGCUGUCUAUUACUGUCACACAUUGGACAACUCUGCUCAGGAGGUGGUAUUCGGACAAGGCACCAAGCUGACUGUGACAAGCUCCAGCCUCCCUCCUCCUGUCCUGACAGUCUUCCCUCCGUCCAGUGCUGAGCUCCAGUCCAACAAAGCCGCUCUGGUCUGUCUGUCCAGUCAGUCUGUGCCUUUUGCAGAUGUGAGCUGGUUGGCUGGUGGGAGUCCAGUGAGCAGCGGGAUCUCUACCAGCACCGCUGUUCAGCAAGCAGACCACACUUUCCAAAUCAGCAGCUAUCUGGCCAUCCAGACGUCAGACUGGAACAUGGAUAAGGUUUACACAUGUAAAGUGUCUUUGGGCUCCCAGACUUCAGAGAAAAACAUCCACAAGUCAGACUGUCCCACUGAAGAAUAGCAGAGGAGCAGAACGACCAUUUCAAAGCUGCUUCUUUACUCUUUGUGCUGUUUGCUCAUUACAAGGUUCACAUGCUGGAAAAGAUGUGUGUGCAUGCUUGUAGUACAUGUUGUGACCGUUAGGUGGAGGUGUUGUAUCAGCUUUGCAACUGCUGCAUUUGUCAAGACUCAUUCAAUACAAAAUAAACAUAAAAAAAGUGUGGACA